UAUUGCUGAUUUGUAUUUUAAUGUAUUUUGUGUCCUGUUGACUAAGUGUAAAGUAAACUAAUGAGCCGUGCAAGCUGUACGAUCCGCAAGUCCCAGCGCCAAUACGCCAAUGAUCAGAAGCACGGUGUACCCUUCCUGCCCACUCUGCACAGUGGGUGGCUAUAAAAGUCCGGUGGCAGUGAGCUCAUCGAUUCAGUUUACUUUGGCUGCUCCGCAAGUCUCGACGAUGCUCCGCUCGAACUUUUCACUGCUGAUCAUCGGCUGUAGCUGCCUGCUCUUCGCCGUCGCAACCCGGACGCCCAGCACGCCACGCAAUUGCCCGGAGAACGAGACCUAUCUGACCUGCGGUCCCGACUGCCAAACGGAGUGUGCCACGCUGGGAGAGCCCUGCCUGAUCAGGCACAUCCGAUGCCCCGAUGCGUGCUACUGCAACGAGGGCUUCGCCAGGAACGCCGGUGGCACGUGCAUUCCCAUUCGGCGGUGCGGCGCAGGCGGCUAUGGAAACUGAGUCGGCUCUCAAUAACUAAUUAAAAGCAGCUGAAUCACUGAAAUACUGAAACACUGAGGCAACGGCAAGACAAUAAAACUCAAUGGCAUUGUGUAUGGCGCUUACAAUGAUAAUGAGGCCACCGCAUGGCUGGAAACGGAGCAGCCAUUUCGGGUUCGAUUCUGUUGCGGGCUUUUUGAUCCACCUGUCAUUGCAGUCAAGAGAGAGCAAGCUCCAUCAGUGAGUCAGCUUGAAUCUGAGUUCUUAUCUCUCCAUCGAAAGCGCUGCGUGUGCGUGUGUAUUGUUAAAACUGAGAACAAAGUGUUAAUGUAAAUGUGCGUUUCUUGGAAUGCCGCUAAGUGACGGACUUCUGAAUGGCUGACGAGCUGGUUGUGUCAAGUAAGAAAGACGAUAUACGCCACGACUGACCUUGCCCCAUGGAAAGAGAGUACUCCACAUAAUCUAAAAUUAUAUUCCAAAACAUGUUCCUAAAUGUUCUUUUGUAGUAUAAGCGUUUUAGACAAGAAAUAAAAUACUUUGUAUAAAUUAA
Molecule: messenger RNA, 1037 nt
Organism: Drosophila teissieri
Lineage: Eukaryota; Metazoa; Arthropoda; Insecta; Diptera; Drosophilidae
Product: chymotrypsin inhibitor Ani s 6
Exons: 5
Coding region: 110-508 (132 amino acids)
Source: RefSeq, a predicted model, not a curated record